UACAGACUUGGCAUGACAUGAAAACAAAAGUGAAAGGAAAAAAAGCAGAUAUUAAUCGAAGUUUAAGAAAGACUGGAGGAGGUCCACCAUCAGACAUUAGCAUGACAACAAUAGACGACGAUGUAGCUAAGUUAAUUGGACCUACUACUAUAUAUGGUGAUGCCUCUGUUGAUGAAUCUAUUGCGGAAUUUAAUUAUGAAAAUAAUGAAGACACUGAAAUCAUAAACGUAACGGAUUGUAAAGGGAAAAAUACCAAAAUAUCAAAUUCAGCAUCAAGACUCAAUAAUGUAUUGAAAGAAAAACAUGACUUAAUUGCAAAAAAAUCUGUUCAAGAACAGUUAUCAAUUUGCGAAAAAGAGAAUUAUCCAUCAAUAUCUCAAAAAUCAGUAGAUCGUGAUAAUAUUGUGAUACUAGAAUCUUCAAAUAACGAGAUAGAUGUAAACAGCAAAAUCACAUUGAAUAAUCCAAAUCCAAAUCCAAUUAGAAGAACCGCAGCAAGUAAAGGUACCAAGAGAAGCAGACAGGACACAUCUCAACAACGUGCUACCAAACAAGCCUGUUUUGAUAACACUCUCUCCUAUACAAAAUCUUUGACCACAAAUGUGGAGAAUGACUUGAAGAUACGUUCAGAAUAUUAUGAAAAAAAACUUACGCUUAUGGAACGUGAUGUUGUAGCGAAAGAACGAAUUGCUACAGCAAUCGAAGCUUAUUAUGCAAUUACACAACAAGAGAUAAAUUUCGAAGAAGUAUAAAAUUCAAAAGAGAGAGAUUAUUAGUUUAUAAUAUCAAUUAUUUAUUAAUGCCAAAGCUAUA
Vollenhovia emeryi is the source of this 813-nucleotide messenger RNA. RefSeq lists its product as uncharacterized. NCBI's taxonomy places the organism in Eukaryota, Metazoa, Arthropoda, Insecta, Hymenoptera, Formicidae. The transcript has 5 exons. The coding region runs from base 18 to 752 and encodes 244 amino acids. The record is from RefSeq and is a predicted model, not a curated record.